CUUCCCCCUUCUGGUGGUGUGGGUAGGUGGCGUGUAAACUACCGGCGACGAAAUUGUAACUCAAAAGCAGACAAACAAGCGAAAAAAAAAUAUUAUAUGUGACUAGAAUGACUUUUGUCAAGUAAAGUUAAAUAGCGUAGUUGCCAUGGGAACAGAGGAGGGUGGUAAAGCGGAUUCUGAGAGUUUCAAUCCAAGUGAUGAGGAAAUUGAGAAGUGGAUGUCCAGCGCUUUUGACGUGGCUAAAGAUGCUCUGCAGAAUGGAGAGGUACCAGUUGGAUGUCUGAUGGUCUACAACGAUGAAGUUGUGGGCAAGGGGCGGAAUGAAGUCAACGAGACCAAAAAUGCCACUCGUCAUGCUGAGAUGGUGGCCCUGGACCAGCUCCUGGACUGGUGUCGUCACGGCAACUUGGAUGUGAGCAGCGUGUGCAAACGAACAGCUCUGUACGUCACCGUGGAGCCAUGCAUCAUGUGUGCUGCAGCCCUGCGUCUGCUCAACAUUCCAGUAGUUGUGUACGGCUGCAGGAACGAGCGGUUUGGAGGCUGCGGCUCAGUUCUAGAUGUUUCCUCUGCAAACUUACCUCAGUCUGGGACCACGUUCAAGUGUGUUUCAGGUCACAGAGCAGAAGAAGCGGUCGAGAUGCUGAAGACUUUCUACAAACAGGAGAAUCCAAAUGCCCCAAAACCCAAAACAAGGAAAGACUGACCGAGUUUCCUGGAAAAAUCAGUUGUACAUUAAGCUUUUUUAUAUUGUUUGUUUUAGCCUUUGUUACUUUUGUAAUUCAAUAAAUGACAUAAAUCAUUGUU
Messenger RNA from Plectropomus leopardus (leopard coralgrouper), 804 nucleotides. It is a transcript of the gene adat2, whose product is annotated as adenosine deaminase tRNA specific 2. Gene Ontology annotation, cellular component: cytoplasm; nucleus. NCBI's taxonomy places the organism in Eukaryota, Metazoa, Chordata, Actinopteri, Perciformes, Serranidae. The record is from RefSeq and is a predicted model, not a curated record. Gene Ontology annotation, molecular function: tRNA-specific adenosine-34 deaminase activity; zinc ion binding. Gene Ontology annotation, biological process: tRNA wobble adenosine to inosine editing.